Messenger RNA from Daphnia pulicaria, 1126 nucleotides. Its product is annotated as transmembrane protein 134-like. Lineage: Eukaryota; Metazoa; Arthropoda; Branchiopoda; Diplostraca; Daphniidae. The record is from RefSeq and is a predicted model, not a curated record. The transcript has 5 exons. The coding region runs from base 168 to 749 and encodes 193 amino acids.
CCGGCAUCGCUGGAAUUGACUUACCACUCCCACAUCAUUCUCCGCAACAGCCCCACCAUCAAUAUUUGUGGCAUUGAGACCGUUCUUAAUCCACCAGCGUGUGGUUUUAGUUGAGUUGAAAUCACAAGUGCUACAUUAUUUAUUUAGUUCUACCUAAUCCAAGUAUUAUGGCUAAGAAGCCAUUCUCGAUUGAUGAUGCCUUCGAUGAAAAUCUCGACGACGUCGUCGUACGCGUCUACGGCAGCACAACUGUCGACAAAUCAGCCUUCAGUUCGCGAAAUAAUAGCGGUGUGAAACCUAUUCCCAGUGAAGGUGUCGAAAACCAAGUUACGAAUAUCACCACAGUUUCUCAUGGCUCCCAUCCACACCACACACCUGUAUUAUUGAGCAUCCGAACAGGAAUUAUGCAGGAUGAUACUGCAUCCAAAGACAGUGAUUCUCUCAUCCAUGAAAGCUACCAAUACUCACCAUCAUAUUUCGAUCCUGACAGAAUUUGGUGGAAACACCCUCGUGUUAAAGAGAAUUGGAAAGUUGUAGCGACUGCUUUUGCUCUUGUCAUUAUUGGUUUGGGUUUAUUGGUCACAGGGAUAACUGUGUUGAUAAUUCCAUCUGGAGGAGUUCAAGGCUUAGUCUUCCUUAUCAUAGGAGUUAUAUGUUUUAUUCCAGGAGCCUAUCAUAUUGUCUACAUUUAUCUUGCCGUGAAAGGGAGGAAAGGAUACAACUUCUAUCAUUUACCUCUCUUUAAUUAAGCCCUUCAAAGCCCGGUUAUGAAAUAUCCCAGACGCUGCCCAGCGUGCCAUAUUGGGGUGUUACGUAUUUUGCUCGACACUCAUCAUCGGCAGAGUUAGCUUUUUGUAACCGUGUACAGUGAUUCAUCGCUUCCUCUUUCAUAACUCUCUAAGUUUUUUUGCUCAACAUUUGGUUGUACAUAUUGAACCUCAGCUCGGUUUUCGUUUAUUUGCAUUUUUUUUUUUUGCUCUCCGAAAACUUGGACCACUUCACUCUUGCGUUGAUUUUGACUCACUAGGACAUUUUCACUCUCAGAUGAAUCUCGUUUUUAUAUUUGGACGUUGUGUUUCUGCUUGAGCAGAUUGUACAGAGUAUGCAAAUACAACGAAAGCAAUUC